Messenger RNA from Pseudoliparis swirei, 2499 nucleotides. It is a transcript of the gene ddx31, whose product is annotated as DEAD (Asp-Glu-Ala-Asp) box polypeptide 31. Bases 68 to 2176 code for a protein of 702 amino acids. Gene Ontology annotation, biological process: ribosome biogenesis. Gene Ontology annotation, cellular component: nucleus. Lineage: Eukaryota; Metazoa; Chordata; Actinopteri; Perciformes; Liparidae. Gene Ontology annotation, molecular function: nucleic acid binding; ATP binding; RNA helicase activity. The transcript is spliced from 21 exons. The record is from RefSeq and is a predicted model, not a curated record.
ACAAACCAGGAAGAGAUUCACACGCGCGCUUGUUUCUUUCUCAGAGUUUCAAGGUGUGCAGGUGACGAUGUCAUCAGCAGACGACCAGCUGUCUCUGAAUAUCUGCACCAGCGUCUCAUCCUCUUCCUCCAGGAGGAAGCCUCCCACUUCUCAGCAGAGAUGGGCCAUGAAGAAACAGAAGGCGGAGAAGAGGAGGAGCGGCUCCUCCAAUCAGAGGGUUGAUGACUCAGAGGAGGAGGAGGAGGAGGAGGAAGACUCUCAGACUGACCAGAGGACACCACAGAAGAAGAAGAGGAGGAGGAAGGAGGCAGUGCAGGCGACGAGGAGCAUCCAGACUUCCUCUCUGUUCAAACACAACCCAGAGAUCCCAGAGAUGCUCAGGCCCGUUGUCUCCCAGCUGAAGGAGAAGAUCUUCAGCAGUGACUCAUUCUCAGACCUGGACCUUCAUCCACACCUGGUGGCGACACUGAACAAAGUCCUGAAUGUUUCCACGGUGACCAGUGUUCAGAAACAGACUAUUCCAGUUCUUCUGUCAGGACGAGAUGCUGUGGUUCGUUCUCAGACGGGUUCAGGUAAGACCCUGUCCUACGCCAUCCCCGUGGUUCAGAGUCUGCAGGCGGUCCAGCAGAAGGUCUGCAGGUCUGAUGGUCCCCUGGCCGUCGUCAUCGUCCCCACCAGAGAGCUGGCCCAGCAGACGUUCCAGAUCUUCCAGAAGCUCCUGAAGCCGUUCACCUGGAUCGUCCCUGGAGUCCUGAUGGGAGGAGAGAAGAGGAAGUCAGAGAAGGCCAGGCUCCGUAAAGGAAUCAACAUCCUGGUCUCCACUCCGGGUCGCCUGGUGGACCACAUCAAGAACACACUGAGCAUCGCCUUCAGCGGCGUGCGCUGGCUGGUCCUGGACGAGGCUGACCGAACCCUGGAUCUGGGCUUUGAGAAGGAUCUGACUGUCAUACUGAACAGUCUGAACUCUGCUGGUCCGAGCAGACAGAACGUCCUGCUGUCGGCGACUUUAACUCACGGUGUCACACGGCUCGCGGGCAUUUGUCUUAAUGACCCAGUGGACAUUCAGGUGUCUGGCCCCGCCUCCUGUGACCUCAGCUCUGCCGUGACCUCUGACCUCAGUGCAGACAGCCAACCGGAGAGCUUCGCUCUGCCCGAGGCUCUGAAGCAGUAUGUGCUGCUGGUUCCCAGUAAGCUGCGGCUGGUCUGUCUGGCGGCCUUCAUCCUGGACAAGUGCAAGUUUUCUCAGAACAACAAACUCAUCGUCUUCACCUCGAGCUGCGAGGCAGUCGAGUUCCUGCACGGCCUCUUCACCUCGGUCCUCGCCAGGCCCUCCUCCAAUCAGAAGCCUCGGCUCAGCUUCCUUCGUCUCCAUGGCAACAUGAAGCAGGCGGAGCGCUCGGAGGUCUUCCAGCAGUUUUCUGUGUCUCCGUCUGGAGUUCUGCUGUGUACGGACGUAGCAGCCAGAGGUCUGGACCUUCCUCAGGUCACCUGGAUCAUUCAGUACACUCCUCCGACGACUGCGACAGAGUAUGUUCAUCGAGUCGGUCGGACGGCUCGUAUUGGAGGAAGAGGAAGUAGCCUCCUCUUCCUCACUCCUGCUGAGACCGCCUUCAUCCCCGAGCUGGCUAAUCACAACAUCAGCCUAUCGGAGCUGAAGUUGCAGGACAUCCUGUCCAGUCUGAUGAUGGAUGACACCUACAAGGGGCGGGGCAAAUACCACAGCAAGGCAUCAUCUAAAGCUCUGGAGCAGGAGACCAGAGAGAGGGCGACAGUUCUCCAGACGGAGUUUGAGAACUUUGUUCACUUGGAUGCUGAGUCGGUGCAGAACGCCAAGAGAGCGCUGCAGUCCUUCCUGCGGGCCUACACCACCUACCCCACCCGCCUCAAACACAUCUUCCACAUCCGCUCCCUCCACCUGGGACACGCCGCCAAGAGCUUCGGCCUCAGAGACGCACCGCAGGACCUGAUCGCCCCCUCGGCCCCCCGGGCACGGACCCACAACAAGAACCAGAACCACAAAAAGGGGACCAGCAGCCGGCCUGCAGGGGCAAAGAGGCUCAACAAUCGCCAGAUGCUGCUCUCAGAGUUCUCCAGUGGGUUGGAGGGAGCAGAGUCCAAGAAGAGGAAGAAGAAGAAAAAGGUGCUUGGUCAGUUAGGAGAGGAGGAGGAAGAGUAGGAGGAAGAGGAGGAAAACUACAGAUAGCCGACUUGACUCUUUCACUUCAUGAAGCGUUUCAGAAAGAGGGAACAUUGUCGUUGAGGAUCCUCUGUUGCUGCUCUCUGAUUGGUCGACAGAUGUCCUUACUCUUUAAAUAUGUUUUUAUUGACAUUCUUACUUUUUGACUUCCAGGAGAAACAAACUGAUGAACUCUUUCUUUGGUUCCUCAGAAUAAUGUGAUGAAGAUGAGUUAAAUAUAAAAACAUGUUUUUUACUGUUUGUAUUUGAUGAAGAUUCAUUUAUCUGUUGGAAAAUAAAAUAUUUUUCUCUCGAAGGCAAAA